AUGGCAGACUCCCAAACCCACCGCCAGCUGCACCUCACGGCUUUCAUGAGGCCGGUCUCGUUGCAUACAGGUGCAUGGCGAUACCCAGGCUCAUAUCCCGAUGCCAACUUCAAUUUCAAACACAUCACUCACUUCGCUCAAAAGCUCGAGGCUGCCAAGUUUGACGCUUUCUUCAUGGCCGACCACCUGGCCGUGUUGAAUAUGCCCGUGGAAGCUUUGAAGCGCAGUCAUACCGUUACUUCUUUUGAGCCUUUCACGUUGCUCUCCGCUCUGUCUGCUGUGACAGAGAAAAUUGGCCUCGCUGCAACCGCAAGCACGACAUAUGACGCGCCGUAUCAUGUUGCUCGGCGGUUUGCCAGUUUGGAUCAUCUGAGUGGCGGCCGAGCAGCAUGGAAUAUUGUGACUACGGGAAAUCCGGAGUCGAGUCAUAAUUUCGGCUUUGAUGAGCAUCUGGCCCAUGGCGAUCGGUACAAACGUGCCCGUGAAUUCUACGAUGUUGUCACGGGACUAUGGGAUAGUUUUGCCGAUGAUGCUUUCACUCGUGAUAUCGAGACGGGAGAGUAUCUUGACCCCGCAAAGAUGCACGUGUUGAACCAUGUCGGUGACGACCUGAAGGUCCGUGGACCAUUGAAUAUCGCUAGGCCACCGCAGGGAUGGCCCGUUAUUGUACAGGCCGGACAAAGCGAGCCUGGGCGACAGCUGGCUGCUGAGACUGCCGAGGUGGUGUUUUGCAGUCCCAGGGAUAUUGAUGGCGCGAAGGCACUCUAUGCGGAUAUCAAGGGGCGGGUGGAGAAGGCGGGACGAAAGAGAGAUCAGUUGAAGAUCUUACCUGCGGCGAUGAUUAUUGUUGGAGAUAGUAAGGAAGACGCGCAGCGGAAGAGACUCAAGUUGGACAGUCUCGUGCAUUAUGACAGUGCCAUUGCUUCUUUGUCAAUCAUGCUCGGGACGGAUGUCAGUAACCUCGACCCGGAUAGUCUGUUGCCGGAUGAUCUACCAGAGACAAAUGCGAGCAAGACAGCCAGAGAGGCGGUCGAAAACCUGGCAAGAGAGGAAGGACUGACGAUUCGCCAACUCGCGCAACGCUAUGGUGGAUACUCGGGGCUGGCAUUCCUCGGUUCGCCAAGUGAUAUUGCUGACGAGAUGGAGAUCUGGCUGCGUGAAGAGGCCUCGGAUGGCUUUACCUGUACAUUCCCGUUCUUGCCACAGGGUUUGGAGGAGGUGACCGACAGAUUGAUUCCAGAACUGCAGCGAAGAGGCCUAUUCCGCAAAGAGUACACGGGCUCAACACUGCGUGAACACUUUGGCCUGCCGAGACCUGAGAAUCGAUUCUUUAGUGAGGCAUCUUAA
Messenger RNA from Penicillium bovifimosum, 1347 nucleotides. Its product is annotated as LLM class flavin-dependent oxidoreductase. NCBI's taxonomy places the organism in Eukaryota, Fungi, Ascomycota, Eurotiomycetes, Eurotiales, Aspergillaceae. Bases 1 to 1347 code for a protein of 448 amino acids. The transcript has a single exon. Gene Ontology annotation, molecular function: monooxygenase activity; oxidoreductase activity, acting on paired donors, with incorporation or reduction of molecular oxygen. The record is from RefSeq and is a predicted model, not a curated record.